AUGGUCGAAGCCAGCGAGAUCAAACUAGAGCCCGGAGAUGUCGACCAGUCAACAGAGGUAGCAAGCACGCACGUAUUACAAGAUGAUGUUUCAAGAUCGGAGUCGCGAGAAGUCACCACAGUUCCUCUGAUCAACACCACCGCCACCCCAACCCCGGAAUACACUUGCCGAUGGGUUGAAUGCAAUGACAAGGAACACGCAAACCUCACUAAUCUAGUAAACCAUGUAAACACCACCCAUAUCGGACCUCCCACCAACGCCACGACCACGACCACCACCAACACCCAGCCUAUGUCAUCCAUCAAUCCCAAAAACAUCUGCUUGUGGGAAAACUGUUCACGUUACGGAACAGAGCAACCAAGCAGGUUUUCUCUAAUAUCGCAUUGUCGUACACAUACUGGUGAGAAGCCAUUUUUCUGUCCGAUACCUGAAUGCGAAAAGCAUUUUACGCGAUCAGAUGCCUUGACUAAACAUGUAAAGGGAGUUCAUGAUUUACAUAAUAUCAAAGAUCAAUUGAGUGCAUUGAAGGAGAGUACCAGGCGAGGAAAAUUGGAUUUGGGGUUCAAUGUCGAAAACUUGAGUGAUGAAGAGUAUGCUAGGAUCGUUGAUGAUGAUUUUGAAUUGAAGAUGCCAUGGUGGUUUAAUAACGAAUUUGUGCAAUUAUUGAAGCAAGUGGAUGCGAGAAAGGAUAAGGGAUUCACUAUUGGUGAUGUUGAAAAUCUCCCACUUGACGCAAGACAAUAUUGGUUGAAUGAUAUUAGAAUUAAACAAUUUCUAAAUUCAAAACAGGAGGAAGAUGCAAAAUUGAUUGAGGAUAAUGAUGCAAAUAAUGAUACUAUCAAUAUAGCCAAGAAGCAAUACCAGUCUGAACACCCCGAUGAAAUUAUUCCCGAAAUCAACAGUAAUAAAAUUUUACAGUUUUUAUCUCAUGAUUCAAAACAUUUGGCAUCAAAAUACAUUACAAAGGACCCGGUACUCGACGAAGUUGACAACAUUGAUAAAAUUACCGAUGUGUCCCAGUUGAAACAAAUACAUGAUUCGUUAUUGAACCAAUUGAAUACUGGAUUGAAGAUCAAUAAAAUUGUAUCGAAUCAACUAGAAGCCAAGAUCAAAGAGAAACGGCAAUUAUGGGUCCGUAACCAAUUGCUUAUUGAUGCUAACUUGCAAAUUGGAUUGCCUCCUGAGGCAAGCUCUGCACCACAAAGAGUAAUGCAAGAUAGGUAUGAUGAGGAAUUAUUACGCGGUUGA
This is a messenger RNA of Lodderomyces margitis, 1248 nucleotides long. RefSeq lists its product as uncharacterized. The transcript has a single exon. Lineage: Eukaryota; Fungi; Ascomycota; Pichiomycetes; Serinales; Debaryomycetaceae. Gene Ontology annotation, biological process: regulation of transcription by RNA polymerase II. Gene Ontology annotation, cellular component: nucleus. Gene Ontology annotation, molecular function: DNA-binding transcription factor activity, RNA polymerase II-specific; RNA polymerase II cis-regulatory region sequence-specific DNA binding. The record is from RefSeq and is a predicted model, not a curated record. The coding region runs from base 1 to 1248 and encodes 415 amino acids.